Seminavis robusta is the source of this 1632-nucleotide messenger RNA. Lineage: Eukaryota; Bacillariophyta; Bacillariophyceae; Naviculales; Naviculaceae. The record is from the annotation of a GenBank genome assembly.
AUGCCAAAGCAACAACGAAACAACAGCGUCAGGAGCACUAGCAGCAAUGAUGGCCUCCCGUCAUCGUCUUGUUCGCCAUUCAGGCUACCAAGUCGGCCCCGUCCUCUCCUCUCCCCCCAUCACCGCCAUUUGGAAACCACAAAACUGAAUUUGGCCUUAGCGUUGCAGGUUGGCCGAGGGGAAGAAAUGGAAGGGCUUCAAAAUGCAUGGAUGAGAGUUCAGCUGGCAGGGGCUGCAUUUGAAGUAUUUUUGGUAUCCGGGCUGGCCGGCACUGGAAAGACACUGUUCUGUCGUCAGUCGAAAAGGGACAUGGAACCAGAGAAAACCACAGACGAGACACAACGACGCGGCUUCUUUGUCCUACAGGACAAGGACCUAGAAUUUCGAGAAAGUAUCAUGAAGGAUAUUCAUGAAUCAUCGGGGUCCAGAACCGAUAUGAGACUGGCUGUGAAGCUGAUGCCAGCCUUGGCAGAAUGUUUAGAUGACAGUGCAGUGCUGGUUGAUGAUGGUGCAGGGAUUUGGAAUGCUACAAGAGAAACAGGUCUUCCAGAAGAACGGUCAGAAUCCAGUGGAGGACAUGACGACACUCUGGCUCGUCAUCAGCCCUUGUCUGCUAGCCACACGAUGAUCUUGUUUGGAUCACUGCUGAAAGGAUUUGUCUUGUCAUCAUGCUACAUUGUACUAUUUCUUGAUGGCAUUCAGUGGUCAGACAUGGCUAGCAGAGAACUCGUCCGACGCAUUCUCACCGAUUCAAGAGUUCAGAAUGUACCGUUAGUGGCAGCCUGCAGAGACAAUGAGCUCACACAACAGAGCCCAGCCAAUUCCUUUCUACCUAACAUGAUCCCGGAGAACAAGAAGGAAGCGACAAGGAUAUCAUUGCAAAAUUUGAACGAGGCUCAACUUACCUCACUACUGGUGAAUCUAUUUGCCUACAGCCCCUCGCAGGAUGGCAAUGAGAGGGUACAUGCUCUCUCCAAAGUCAUUCUGAAGAAGACUGGUGGCGAUAUCUUCUACAUAGUGCAGAUACUUGAGCUUUUGCAGAAGCAGCACUUGCUCUUCUAUGAUACUUUGGACAAUGAGUGGACGUGGGAUCUUGCUGCCAUUACUUUGAAAGCCAAUGCCAGUGAGAAUGUUGUCCAGUUUCUCACCCAAGUCAUUGAGAAUGAUCUGCCUGGAGAGGUCAGGGCUGCAUUGGCAAUGCCAUCUUGUCUGGGGUUUGUAUUUCACACAAAGGUUCUUAUGUUGGCACUGCAAAUGAGUGAAAAUGGUUCCUCCUUCUUCCGCGAAAACGCAACAACAUCUGACAGUCUUACUGAUAGGGCUAUGUUCUGUCAACGAUUGCAGGAUAGUUUAAGGUAUGCCUUGGAGGAAGGGCUUAUUGAGUCAAUCUCCAAAGACAACACUGUCUUCAAGUGGUCCCACGACAUGCUUCUGGAGUGCUGCUACAGUAUCAUGAUGGAGAUUCAAGAUGUUGAACUAUUGCACCUUCAGAUUGGCAGGGCCAUGCAUCGACAGCGCUUCAUGGAUGAAAAGGAGGGUGAUAACUUCCUGUUCCUUACAGUUGUGCAACUGAAUCGAGGGUCAGCCCGUAUAGAUCAAACCAGCCCGAACGCAAUGAUGUCAUACAUCUGA